AUGCACGUGCCGAGGACCUUGCUGCUCGCGGCAGCGCUGCUGGCGCUCAACGCGCCCGCUGCCGUGCACGCGCGCGCCAUGGACGUGGACGAGUGGCCGUCCACGGAGAGCGACCACACGAAGCUGCAGAUCGUGCUGCCCGAGAAGCUCAUGAAGAAGGACGGAUACGCGCACAAGGACGCGCUGUUCGGCUACCCGGCGUACUCGAUGGGCUCGCUGCAGACGCAGCUCGUGUACACGAGCGAGUCUGGCUGCGAGGAGAUCAAGAACGGCGACUGGGAUCCGCCCUUCGCCCUCAUGCUGGACCGCGGCGACUGCCACUUCGUGGAGAAAGUGCGGCGCGCCCAGCACGCCGGCGCGCGCGCCGUGCUCAUCGCAGACAACAAGUGUCUGUGCACCGAUGUGGAGUGUCUGCGCGAGACGGGCGACGACUUCUGCGAGACGGUGCUGCCCUUCAUGGCGGACGACGAGUCCGGCGGCGACAUCUCCAUCCCCAGCAUGCUCAUCCGCAAGAGCGACGGCGACGCGAUCAAGCGCGAGAUCGCGCAGAGCAAGGGUGUCAGCAACGUGAUGGUCAAGUUCGACUGGGGGAUCCCCUCGCCCGACGGCCGCGUGGAGUGGACGCUGUGGCAAAGCGCCUGGGAUGACCAGUCGCUCUCAACGCUGGCCAACCUGGAGGAGAUGAUCACGGCGCUGGGAGACCGCGCGUUCUUCACGCCGCACUUUGUGUCGUACAACGGAACGAAGGUGGGUUGCCACGAAGACAGCGACCCGGGCACGUCGGCGUGUGGCAACAUGUGCCUGAACAAUGGCCGCUACUGUCUGCUAGACCCGUCUCCUUUCCACGACCGCUCGACUGGCGCGUCUGGAGCUGAUGUGGUGGUGGAGAACCUGCGCCGCAAGUGCAUUUGGAAGCUGGAGAGCAAGACGGACCCUGGUGUCGGCUUGAAGUGGUGGAAGUACGUGAAGGCUUCGGGUGAAGCCUGCGGCAAGGACGAGAACAUUUUCCGUGAGCGAUCCUGCGCCGAGAAGGUUAUGAAGGAACUGAGCAUUGACAUCAAGGCGGUGGAAGAGUGCAUGCAGCCCUACGGCGUCAAUGUGGACGAAGUGAACCCGCUGCUUGAAGAGGAGCUGAAGGAACAGACGGCACUUCAGCUUCUGCGGCUUCCCGCGCUAUACGUGGACGGCGUGCAUGCCCGCGGCCGUGUGGACCCGACCAGCAUUUUGGGCAUGGUGUGUGCUGGAUAUGGUGUCCACGACCCGCCUGAGGUGUGCACAUGCGCUAGCCAGUCGUCGGUGGGUCUGUUGGAUUGCGUCAAGGUGGGAAGUCUCGCGAACGCAGCCGCCAUCACGGCCAGUGGCGGCUACUCCUUUACGUCGCUGGUGGUUGUGCUGCUUGCCUUUGUGGGCAUCGUGGCUGCCGGUGGCUUUGUCUACUGGCGCCGUACGCAGCGCCACAUGCGCGACCAGGUGCGCAGCAUUUUGGCUGAGUACAUGCCGCUCGAGGACCAGUCGAUGGACGACGACUACGAUAUGGAAGACGAGAGGUCUCGCAUGCUGCACCCGGCGGAGCGUGCGGCCGCCAAGAGCCCUCGUGGCUACAUGCCCUCGCGCGGCUUUCUAGAGGAAGAUGAGGAAGAGGGCAUGUAG
This is a messenger RNA of Phytophthora sojae, 1650 nucleotides long. RefSeq lists its product as hypothetical. The transcript is spliced from 2 exons. The coding region runs from base 1 to 1650 and encodes 549 amino acids. NCBI's taxonomy places the organism in Eukaryota, Oomycota, Peronosporomycetes, Peronosporales, Peronosporaceae. The record is from RefSeq and is a predicted model, not a curated record.